Messenger RNA from Racocetra persica, 957 nucleotides. NCBI's taxonomy places the organism in Eukaryota, Fungi, Glomeromycota, Glomeromycetes, Diversisporales, Gigasporaceae. The record is from the annotation of a GenBank genome assembly.
GUUGUUUCGCAUCAUUUGUCACACUAGUACAAAUUAAUUUGAUGAGUAAAGUACAGAAUAAAAAGUUGAUGACAAACUUGCAACAAAAAUUUGCCUCGGAAUGCGAUCCGAAUUCUAUUGAAAUGGAAAGAUUAAAAGAGUUAGAAAAGUUUAAAGUAUUAGAAGAGUCAGAACAGUUAAAAAAGUUAGAAGAGUUAGAAAAGUUAAAAAAUUUCGAAGAGUUAGAAAAGCUAAAACAGUUAGAAGAGUUAGAAAGAUCAAUGGAACCUAAGGAAAUCACACAAUGUCCAGUAGGGUCGUAUACCUGGAUUUUUACAAAAACUACAGUGCAUAAUACAGAUAUAACUGACCUAAAAGUCCGGUUUGAAGCUGAUAAGGAAGAAACUGCUAGCCGUGAUUUUGAAUCACCACAACAAAUAUUUUCUUUUCUUGUUGUCUUAGGCAUUAUGGUUUUGGCUUUUGCCCAUUCUUUGCAUCUUUUAUUAAGACCUACUAGUGAAUAUGCUUAUGAUCAACCAAGUUAUACUGAUGAUGAUAAUAAUCCUUGGAAUCUUGUUCCAUCAUAUAAAAUUAUUUCACCUAAUGGUACUGUGGAAGGGUCAGCAAUUAUUGAAACUCCUGAUGAAAAUACAAACUUGUUUUCGAUGUUUAGUACUUCUUUAUUAGCAGUUUACUUUAUGUUAACAGAAAAUGAGGAAAUCGCACAAAAUUUAUUGCCGGCGAUCAGGAAAAUUGUUAAAACUAAAUAUUCAACUGUAAACUCUGCUAAAGACUCAACUGAUGAAUCUAUUAAGGUUGCUGAUGAAUCACAGAAUAAUGUACUUAAAGUUCAAAUAGAUGAAGCAUUAAAAGAUAUAGUAAAAGCUCAAAUUGAUGAAGCAUUAAAAGGUCCAAUUGAUAAAUUUAACAAACUAAUUGAAUUAAUUGAAAAAAAGGAUAAAGAUAGUACCUCUUCUG